AUGCAUCACUUCUUUAGCAAGCAUGCAACUCACUUUGCCGAUGCCGGUAUGGCUGGAGAAACGUCGUACGUAAGAAGCUGAAUAUAUCAUAUACGUGGGAUGCAUUCCCCACUUGGGCCGUUCAGCCCUGUGAGCCAUUGCUUCCAAUCUUGUCACCGGUGCAUGAAGGGGGGAAAAGAAAAUGAGGCCGACAGCAGGGAAUUCAUCCUCAUGACAUAUCAGCGCAUUUCUCACUAAUGAUAAAUCUGGCAACGCGCUAGGACUCAUGGCUUCAAAAACUGUGGACUGAGGAGGCACUCUGAGCUCUCUAAGGAUUUUGGAUCAGACUGUGAUUGCUCCUUUUUAGCCUGACCUUUAUUUCAUUCUUACGGAUAUGAGACCUGAGUCAUCCCCAAAUGUGGCCUGACACGCGCGUAGUAGGUGCCAGAUCCUGUUCAUAUACGAUAGCUUAGGCAUAUAAGUAUGCCCAUGUUAGCAGAAUCAAAAGGAAAGUUGACUUCUUUUCAGUAUAAAACCCCUAAGUUUUUUGGAAAUCUGAAGAGAAAGCAAAACUGGAAAUUCGAAAUACACCGGAAUUUUUGAUAGUCUAUGUGAUGGAGAUCUCCAUUUCUUCCGGUUGGUAGCCUAGAUGCGUGGUCUUCCAAAAAUCCAACAUAAGAAGUAACUUGCUUCCUUAUUUAUCAAAUCAAUGGAAUUUUGAUUUUUCGAAUGUAGAAAAUUUAUGAAAAACCCCGUAGCACUUAGGAAGUGGUUAAGAAUAAGUCCUUGAUAAAAUACCAACAUAUAAAAAUAUACCAACUUAAUUAAAAAGGCUUAAUUUAAAACAAUUGAUCGAUUUCAAAAUUUGCUAAAUCACAACGAUGCAUCAUGCUAGUCAAUACUGCAGCAUUAAGUAGGUUAUAUAUCUAAGUGGACAUGGUGAUAAAUACCCCAAAUAUUACAGGUGGCCUUACGCUAAAUUCCAGAGAAGGCUACAUAUUGCCAUAUCCUGAAUUUAACCCCCGGUCCUAAACAUUCUUAGCAUUAACGUAAACACUAACAAUAACGUCGAGCCUACCUUGAAUUUAGCCCAAAGGCACCUGCAGUACGAGGGGUGCUUACGCCCGCGCUCUGCCGUUUGUUUUGGCCGAAGGCGUAUUAACAGAUAUCCCUCAUCUUUACUGGCUCUAGCACAAAACUGCCGACUGCUGUCGUCCGCUUGGUGUGUUUCCAAGUUCUUCGAAGGAAAAAACCAACGUGUACAGGAUACGUUUAAUGAGAAAAUAUUCACUUACUGCCAUUCUUGGAAACGGCGCAAAAAGACAGAAUAGAAAGAUGCGGCCUAAAACUUCCUUCGCAUCCCCAAAGUUACAUCUCAUCAUUUCCAGCUACUACUACUACUACUACUACUACUACUACUACUACUACUACUACUACUACUACUACUACUACUACUACUACUAUUACAAUCUUCCGAAUUCUAAAUAGGAAAUAAAUCAUCCUAGAAAUUCGAAGUUUCGUUGCAUCAGUGUUUCUAGUGCAACGCACUCUUUAGACUUUUAGUUAAAUAUAACUUGAGAGUAUUCAUCUCCACUGUGAAGAAUUGUUGAAACAUGGCCUCGAAUGAAGGUGAAUUUUGCUUUUCAUUGUACGUAUAAAGAAAAAGGACAACUUUGUGUUUCACGUGACUUUGCAUAAUUAAUUGACGGUUCCAGCCGCUUCUCGUCUAUGUCUACUGUUCUGCAGCGGAACUGUCAAAAGAGGACCCAAUAGACAUUUCCCUCACGUCUAUCAGCAGCACAUCCUCCCAGGGUCGCAUUUCACGACAACGAACUGGUUAUGUGCCUUACCGCGACUCCAAGUUAACUUGGCUGCUUCGUGACUCUCUGGGAGGGAAUUCAAAAACCACCGUCAUCGCCAGUGAGUCCUCUUUUGACUAGUGAUAUUCAAUAAAAAUCAACCACGAAAUCCAAGAAGCUGGUUCUGUUCAUGAAAAGUCGAAGACUUGGGAUCAAAAAGGUCGCCCAUAUGAUGUCUACUGUAUUAUUCUUGAAAAAUUGGUGUGUACUCAGAUGCCGGCCUAAUUAUAAUGAUCCAUCUUAAAAACUCCUGUUGUUUAAAGCCAUUUUCAGGGACUUCUCCCUCAAGUUACCCAUUAGAGGCACGCGCCAGCGCUGUGCGAACAGAUGUUAAUGAAACAAACUCAUUUAAGCAGAGUUAAACGACUGAAAAACCACAAACUUGAGAUUUCUCCCCGUUCUCUCUAUAUUAUAUGUUUGAAAAAAACUUCUGAAAAACCAUUCGGUUAGGAGCAAAGAGUCAUUCAGUGUACAAAAAAUACUUCACAAAGUUCAUACUUCGACCUUCUUUGGCGGAGAAUCUCGCUUCCUGCAGAUAAUAUGGACAGUCGUUUCAUGAGGACUUGACCCCAAGGUUGUCGUUAAUUUAUGUUAAAAUGGGAACCUUAGAAAUUGGAUCACAAGGCAUGGCCUCCCUGAGGAAUGCGGGGGUACCCGUUUUCGGGGUGGGACCCCUCGCGUUUUGGGUAUGCGGAGGAAGAAGAGAGGAGAAACUUUAGACCGAAUUGGAAGUAUUAUUAAGACGUGCUCAUGCACUUGGCUUGUUUGUGUUACUGUUACACGUUGCACGGCCUCUUUGGUAAUCCGGACUUUGUCUUUUGUCUCCACGUUUUCAGCAAUUUCGCCUUCGAGCGCCAGUCUUCGGGAGACGAUGAACGUUCUGCGGUUUUCCCAGUGCAUAAAAAUGAUUAAGAACUACCCGAUGAGAAACGAGGUAUUGCAAUCCCUUCCCCAAUUUUUCCUAUAUUGACUAGGACCCAAAAGCCGCCUAUAUCCGAAAACUACUUCAGGAGAUUGAUCGACUUCGUGUGGAGGUUGAGGGCUGCAGAAAGGUAGGUUGUUGGUCUUAUCUCUAUGUGCAAUUCGAACAUCACCAGUAAUACAAACUGAACCCUUUUACCCCUUGGUAUACGUGUUCAUAUUACUGAGGAGUUCCCGAAAAUAGCUCUUGACGUAGAUUAAAGAGUAUUCUCAUGAUGCCAUUUUUACAUUUAUAAAGAUUAAGUUUAGAGAAAGGGUCUGGUAAUGGGCUCUUGCACGUAUUCUACUUAAAGAAAGAGACAAACUGCGUUAAAAUUUGAACAUUGUUACUGGAAGACUUCAGAAAAACGUUCGUCGCUGGCUUCACUUGUUGUACUCUUAACUACAUUAAAAAGACUAAUUGUCAAAAUUACGAACAAUGCCAAAUUCGUUUUUUUCUCGAAAAGUCCUAAUAGACAUUAUUCUCAUGUGCAAACCUUGCUUGCAUAUAUGAAGUGUAGCAAGCAAUUGAAUCAAUUUAUGUCUGUUGCUUUUUAAUUUCCUUAGAAAUUAACUGCGAACUUGGAGUCGGUCAGUAUAUUUAAGAUCUAUAGGCUCAGACCAAAGUUUUUCUGUAUGAAUAUUUAGGCCGAAAUCCAUCAGCCACAGCGGAUAACCGCGUAAUAUUCAUUUACUGCCGACAGGCAGCUAGUGGUACAUUUUAAGGUAACGGGAUUCCAUACUAAGAACACAGGUAGUAGCCCAAAGUGUAUACACGCGUGUUUCGCCGAUAUUUUGCCGCUGAAUGACAGCUGCGAGGGAUCCGGCUCGUCCGUGGGUUCCCCAGCAUUCCCUGUCUGCUUUCCGAUAGAUACUGCAAUCUACAAAUUGUUGCUUUUCAUUUACCUAGAAAUUAACUGCGAACUUGGAGUACAUCAGUAUAUUUAAGGUCCAUAGGCUCAGACCAAAGUUUCAGUUGUAAUGCAUAACAGCCAAAUCGGCAAAAACCUAAUAAAUCCUCCAGAAUCGUGCUUUUCAACUUUUCUACUGGGUUAAUUCCAGAAGUUAAGGCAGUAAUAAAAUGAAGCUAGAGCUGUGGUUCCCAUACUUUUUCGCCUUUGACCAGAAAUUCUAAAAAAUCUUGUUUACUUACCCGAGGUAUUUGGACGUCAGUUGUAGGGGCGAAGAAAGCAGCCGCUCUGUGAGUGCUGCUUUACGUUUGCUGAUCCGUAGUUGGGCUGUAAAUAAGUGUAGGAAACAAUGCGGUGGAAGUAUUGUCCUAGGCUAAGACAAAAAGGAUUCUAGUCGUCAGAACACGUGUUUUGUCGUCUGAGUUCUUCAGCAUGUACACGUGUUCAUCGUUGGAAAAGGACCAAAGCAAAUAGACAGUAUGUGCAACUUCCUUCAGUCAGUUAGCGAAAAAUAUAGGCUACCAGGGCAUGGGAUCCUGUGGUUUCCUACGCGGGCGGACAAACACCAGUGGUCUAGGGAGUUCUAGUCAGGGCUUCGAGCCCCUGCUAUUCUCCGGCCUGUCUUGCCGGCAGCAGCAGUGUUGAAAUCAUGAGCAGUACACAGAGUAUGGGUGGCCACUUGUGAUAACGAACCACCACCUUUUCCAUCACCCACUCAUACUCGUGUAAUCUGACAGAUAUGACCAGACCGCUCAAAGGAUCGCAGACGGCCUUUGGAAUGCACAAACUGACCGCGUACGAUUUCUAACAACAAAGCCUAACCCCCCUGUUCAGGCGCUUUGUCAACUUGGCAUAAAAGACUAUUUUUUGGCAGGCUUGAGCGAAAUUCGCUCCAUGGGCGAUCAGGCAAGCUCAGGUUUAUGAAGAUGUGAAGCAGAUAUUCCAACAGACUUGUGGAUCUGAAUUCGCCGGUCGUUUUCGUUCGUAACAGAACUCCCAUUUUGCCAUAUAUUGCUUGUUUGAGCAGAAUACUGGGAACGUGACGUUGUUGUUUUUUUCUUCCCCACUUAAACGAAAUUUAGGAAAAAUGUCGUUGAGAAGAGCUUAAAACAUUUAACGACAAUCUCUUUGAUUUUUAUAAGUGUGCCAUCGGCGUAUGGACGCCAACAAGUGGGUUAAGGAUGAUCGAAUGAGGUUGACAUUUAGGAUUCAAGGGACUCAAACGACUGAACUUCCGCUCCUCUGAUCGGAAUUAUCUGUCCUCUUUUGUAGAACCUGACGUUCCUGAAACCCUAAUUACUGUCUCUUUUAGAAACGAAUGAUGUUCCGCGUAACGUUUUUAGGAGCAUUCAGUGUUCCGGUUUAGCGCCUGUUUUAACACGACAGCUGGGAUAGGAUAUUUUUAAAUGAGAGACUGCCGUACUGAGAUCAAUUUCCUUGACAAAAUUUUUAAAGUCAUCUAAUGACUUGAGGAAUCAUGUACAUAAAAUAAAUGUCAAAACUUAAGAAACCUUAAAUCUAAGUUGCCGUUUAGGCUAAGAAAGAUUGUUUGAAUGGGGCUGUAGUACUGAACAUUCUACAAUCGGAUCCAAAAAUACAGCAUCCAAGACAAACGAUAGCUCAUACUUGAGUUUCGUCCAAGCCAUUUAGACGAUAAUUCCUGCAAAUAGUUAAUACUUGACCAGUGUACAUUUUUAAACUGACUUUUAGUACCGGCAUAUGUUUAAGUAUAGUCUAUUAAGGAGUAUGCGAAAAUAACUUUUCUUUCCCAUAUCGGAAAAUUAUGCCUUCUUGCAACCUUAUAGUUGAAUGAAUAUGUCCUUUGUUUUUUAAAGCUGGCAUUCGGAAGACUGUCAGGAACGCAUACUUGGUCGUCCAAGUAGUCAAAUUAUCACAGAAUUAUUUGCGGCGCUUAAGAAGUUUGCAUCGGGGUCCGUCUUUAUCCUAAUAUAUUAUAAGUGCCGGAAGUGUGCUCCAUAAAACUGUGAAAAGAUAAAUGAAUUUGCUCUAGACAGAGUGCGUUGUAGGUAACUUUAAAGCUGACCGAACCUACAUACGUCGCUGUUUGUGUUUUCAAGAACAUGAGCCAAGCGCUUUGAGGAAAACCUGAUUCCCUAAAAGUGUACUAAUUGAUUUUGCCUCUAUUUUCCGGGGUAUAUGCUUGAAUUUAUACAGGUAAAUAAAAUCGAUGCAUAAACCAAACACUACCGAUAAGGGUGAUUUUUAGUGUGAUUUUCCUAGAUGCCUAAAAAUGGAGUCAAACAAAACCAGUACAGUUCUCAGUAUGAAAGAGUAAGGGAUUUUAGUGCACAUUAGUUAACAUCGAAUUGUUUUUAAAUGAUCCCAGCAAACAGAAAACGUUGCAAUUUAUGUCAGAUUUCCAUGAGUUCCCCCGGUAGGAGAUAGGAAUUGGUACCUUACUUGCUAGGUCGCUUCACGUCAAAUAUCAGGGGAGUACCUAUUCUCGCUUUCGAACUCUGACAUUAACCCUAACCAGCCUCGAAUUUAGCACGAGACCGCUUGUAAUUCGGGGGCACCCUAUUCCCAACCGUAAUCUUAACCUUAAACCGGACCCUCACCAUAGUCCCACUCUUAACCUUGACCCCUAUGCUAACCCUAAACCGUAAACUUAACCCUAACCUCAACCUUACCACUAGCUAUUGGAAUUUGGCAAAAAACCACCUUUAAUACGGAGCAUAUAAGCAUAUAAGAGGAUAAUUUGUUCGAUAAUAGGCACUCAACUUUUUUCAAGAUAUUUCUGUUAUCCCGCUAUAGUGUAAAGGUAUGCACCGAUAUAUUGGAAGGACUUUCUGUUUUGACGUUUAACCAUGGGAAUAUGAGGCGAUUGGCCUUAGGAUAAUCUACAACGUAAACUCAUAAAGCGUAGACGGAAUGUAUUCCCUAAAGUCCCUCCGGUACCCUAAUUCUUCUCUUCUGAGUAUUUGGUUUAGUUAUUACGGUCCGCCCCAGGUAAUAUCGAAAGUGACAGUCAGUUUUACAGACUAGACAUUCGCCUCCGAACGAGACUUCUGUUUUAAAGCACUAUACUAAGUAGCGACAGAUUCUUUUUCUUCCAUUCUCAGAUUUGUGCAUUUCGCCGUAUUCUGGCUUUAGGGACUGAUUUCACCUUUUGGUAGAGGGAGGGAGCCUAUUCCUUGACUUUCAACAUUUAGGAUAAUUGAUUAAUUGUGCAUGCAUUUUUGACGACAGUUAACUUAAGAAAUUGUUAAGUGUAAGUCUCCUCAUAGGACAAAGCUAAUUUCCGGUUGGCCGUAUUAUUUGUGAGUACAUGAGAACCAUGUGGUCGCCGCCUACAUUUCGCAGACACACGACGUUUAAAAGAUUAGUGGUGUGCAUUUUCCUAUUUUCGACAGUGUAGUUUGGGGAGUUGCUGCAUUUCCGUCGACAACAUGAAAAUUUCAAUAUUUAUUCCAUUACCACCUGACGGAGUGUAAUGCAAGCAAAUGACUUGCUGACAUUCGAGUCUCUAGUCCUGUGUCUGCACAGGCGUUUACUAUGAGGAGUUCUACAUGUUCGAUAUAAAAUCUACUGAAGAUCACAGUUCAGCUUGAAAGAUUUAUGUUUUUUGCCUUUCAUGACAGGACGGACAAAUGAAGAUGCUUCUCAUGCGACAUCGCGGGUUGCAAACAUCUCUCGGCGAUAUAUCUGUGAGUAAUCUAAUGUUUUCUGCUGUUUCUCGAGUAAAUGUCCAGUAGAAUAGCUCAACACAUUUGAAAAAUGUAUGAAAAGUCGGUGUAAGGCGAAAAAAUUGGGUAAUAUGUGGUUUGGUAGCCCCACCUGAUAGACGCAAUACUGUUGGGAUUUGGGUUAAGCGGUAGGGUUAGGGGUUAGGGCUGGAGAUUUUGGUCAGGGGUUUUAUAAUUGGGGGUUAGUUUUGGGGUCAGGGCUUGGGUUUAGGGGUUAUAGUUAGGGGUUAGGGUUAAGAGUUAGCGCAACUAUUUUUCAACCACUCAAAGUACAACUGCACAUCCUCAAUAGCUUUCCUUUACAUACAAUUACUUGACCUCGUAGCCUGUGCGUUUCCCGGCCCCACCUGUAAAAACCCCUAUUACCACCGAUCCCGCAUUAGAGGUGCCUGGGGUUUGUUUACUUCAGGUGGGGUUACAUAACCAAAUCCGACCGAAAAUUGUUGUAGAAAUGCGCAAAGACGGAAGGCUAUGAUAUUUACAAAUAAUAGGCUUGUUUUUUCGACGGAAACAGCUGAACUCCUACGCUCCACCGGGUGGUACUUGGGUCAGGAAAAAAACGCUAAUGCUUUCGUCGCUUGUCCACCCAUUUCAAUACGAAAGGUGAUAUUUCGAUUGUCUUCGAGGUAGAAGCUUGAAUUAUAGCUUAUGGAGCAUUUGGUAACGUCGAGCGCUUUGCGUAGCACAGUUCGGCUGGGCACGGAAAUGUGGACCCUCCUACUACGGGCGGACGUACGUUAUAUUCCAGGGUUAGUGCGAAUGUUAGGGUUAGGACUAGAAUACUUGGACUUUAGGUCAGCGUUGUGGUUACAAUUACUGCUGUUGUAAGGGUUAGGGAGGUUGGGUUUGUGCCGCGACGGUGUUUUGUAGGGCUACUACAGAUGGGUUGGUGUUAGGGUCGAAGUUUGGACACGAGAAUAUGCACCCCCUAGAGUUUAGCACAAAAACCCCUAUUUCGGGAGGCGGUCAUAUUUUCGUGUUUGACCCACAAUGCAAAAUAACAACAUAAUGUCACGUGGUUGUUAUUGGUGGGCUGGCAAAUAGUUAAAGAUCGUACUAUAUUCCAUGAGAAAUAGGAGAAAACAGAUUGGUCAUUGUUGAAGUGUAAAGCCUUAAAUGCCAUCAAUUCAGUGACAAAACCUGUGAGUUUUUCCAAGCUUCCAAGCCGGUAUUGUUUAGGGUGCAAAAUUUGAAAAUGACUAAAAUUGGGCGUUAGUUUGAAAUAAUUUGUGUCAUUAAACGCUGGUUAUCAAGAAAAAUGAAUGCUGAACUAACGGAGUCUAUAGCUACUCUGAUUCAUAAAAUACAAAAAGGAGUAGGUAUUAUGGGGUACUGUGAUUUCACCAGUACUAUCAAAGAGCCAAUGCGGGUGCAUUUAUGUCCGCGGGAAAACGCCGUAGCAAAUAUCUUUGUUCAAGUAUACUUUCGAACGAUUUUAAAAAUUUUUCGCGUCCAUAUGUCAAAUAAAGAUACGUAGAUUGUGAAAAUUGACUAAAUAACAGUGACUUAGAACAAGAACAAACUAUCGGGGAUCCACAAGGUACUGCUUACAAAUUGUACUGUUAGUUUAAGCCACAAUGGAAGUCCCGUCCAAUGCAUUUUAACUAAAAUAAGUAUAUUUUGCCAAAAAAUGAACGCUUAAUUUUUUUGGUAACCUCCUCUUGAACCGUAUCAGAAAUAAAAACUGUUUAUCCCAACCUACCUUCGGAAAUAAGGCUUUUCUAAAGCGAUGAAGAAUGCAUGUGUCACGUAAAAUAUUCUCUCUGACAAACUCCCAUGGUCGUGUAACGAGCGUAACACGUCAGUGGAGAUUUAAAACUUUGAAUGGUCUCGUGAAUUUGAGCCAGAGUUGCUAUCUGCACGAAUUCACAUAAUUUUACGAAAUAAACCUGUCCGGACCAAUAGAAAUUUAGAAGGCAAGAGCAACACUUCAACGACGAAAUCUUCUGUGGGUGUAGUUAUUGCGCACGGUUUUCCUUACGAUAAUCCACUUCUGGCAUUUUAUUCAGGCGUGCGCCUCCUUUGCGUUUCUUCUUAAAUUAGCAGAUAUAUUUUAUUCUGGAUCACAUUUCUCACAAUAUAUAUAAAGCGAUGAGUACAUUUUAGCUUCCUAGUAUUAAGUCUGUCAGUGAUUGUCAAGGGGUUCAUUUCGUAUGCAGUGUGUCAGUUAAAACUCCUUUGCGUGUUUUCAUACAAUACCCCAUCUCCAAACCAAAUUCUCACCACAAUGCCGAAAGCCGCGGACACAUCAUUUACUAACGAAGAAAACAACGUACGAAUAGACCUACUUUCCUUUGCAUAUCUUCUGGUUAAUAACAAAAGAGCAAUUUCAUUUGCAGCUGGAGGUAUUUACUUAAAACUUCCGGAUAGCGUUUUUUCUCUAAGCACGCAUGUAGUGAACCGUCGUAGAGCAUUUUAGGUCUUUAGCAUAUUUUUUGCCGACCAAUAGGGUGUAAUACCCAACUAGCCAGUUAUGCAUGCCUCUUAAAAGAUGAUCCUCUGGGAACAAAAGUGUCGGGCCGUCAGCAUUUUCAAAAUUUGCAUCCGGGAUUUUCCUACAGUCCAGUCCUUCCGAUUAUGAAGCUAAAAUACCAGUCCUCGCUUAACCUUAUCCUUCGUAGAACAGGAAGAUUGCGCGAUCAAUCGCUCGACAAGGAGCGUUUUGUCAGAAAGUUCUCAUAGGCACAAAUGGUCCUUGUUUAGACGGCAUGAUCCUCUACAAGUCCAUGUCGCCUUUAGUUGUCGGCUUUUGUAUUCAGCUGCGUAAAAAAGAAAGUGUUAAGCAUCAUUGUGUGGUUCGUUCAAAUUUUACGUAAAGGUUCCAGGUGCGUGGACUGGUUUUAAACCUAAGACUGGAUUCUGAAGCGGAACACAUAUGCCUGUGAACAGCAGAGCCUCUAAUGAAAUUUGGAAGGAGUAGUUAAAAUAAAAGCAAACAUUUGCGUCGAUCACGUCUGCGCUUCUGACAGGAAAUCUCUUCGCUUGAAGCUUGAACCAGCAAUCUUUGCAGCUGUCUUACCCUGGGAUUUCCGUUGUUUCGUUGAGGUCACAAAGAUCUCACCAACGGCUUCGUCACGUGGUCUUAAAUUUGGUCAGAUUUAAAGUGCUGCCCUCCAUGACGUACACGGGAUUUGAGGACGAGUCAGUAUGUCGGUUUCUCGGUUUUGUGAUACAUUGCACACCUAUAGAUGUCAUCUACCACACCUAACUGAUUUUCCCUCUUGUCCCAUACUAUCUAAGAGCAGCCACGCUCUACGAGAAUAGCAUAGCACGUGCGUUAAGUCCAGGCAGAAUCUGCUUCCAUAUAACCUCAUGCCUUGUCCAUUUCAACUUUCGCCAGUUCACCUGCGUAUCCGCGUUUGCAUCAUAUGAGUCAUACGCAACCUGUUGCGAACUGUGCGUUACAGUGAUCAGGUUUCACGCAAACUGCGUCUUUUUCUGUGACCGUUCAGAUGUGAAUUGCUAUUAGCGGGUAAGAAUGGCCAUCUAGGCACCGCUCACUUAAUCGUACACUCCGUUUUUAUUUCUUGCGCACUUUACACUGUUGGCCAUCCAAAAUUACGCGUCCUUGAUUAUGCCUUUAGUUAAAACCAAGUCCACAUCAGCGGCAAAGUUGAAAAUUAUUUGUUAAAGACAUAUACCUAGACAUAUCAUUUCGUGGAUGAACAGUUUCAUGGAUUAUGCAAUACCUUGGAUACGACUAUCAUAAACGUUGUUCUUUCAGUUAAAUAUAGCCCCUCUAUAUGACAUCUCUUUUUAAGCGAACAGGAAUUAGUGUGGGGCUCACAACUCUCAGGAUAAAUAGUCUUAAGGUAACCAGAACUUACAUCCCUACGCAUUUUUACUGAACGAAUAAAUAGACAGUUUUUAUUGUAUUUGAGAGAAGAUACGCUAAUAUGUGGGUCCAACCUUUCAGGAUAUAAACGAGAGGACACAGUGUGAUUCAAUGCAACUUGGGAUUUUCCUUUCUAGUGGAACUUCAUAAGACAGGCGUUGGUUCGACGCGAGAGUUCGACCGUCGGUUUCGACUAUGUCCACCGUGUGCUCCAGGGCAAGACGAAGCAGGGCCGGUGA
Spirometra erinaceieuropaei is the source of this 11490-nucleotide messenger RNA. The record is from the annotation of a GenBank genome assembly. NCBI's taxonomy places the organism in Eukaryota, Metazoa, Platyhelminthes, Cestoda, Diphyllobothriidea, Diphyllobothriidae.